AUGAUUUUGUUUGUAAUUUAUAUUGAUUUUAUUUAUUUUUGUAUUAAAAUAGAAAAAAUUAUGCAUCUAUUUUUGAACUUUUACAAAUUAAGCGCAGAAAUGUUCAAUUUGUUUAAAAUUAACAUAAAAGCAUGUAAAAAAGUAUCUUUUGUGGAAGAAACCAAAAUUUAUUUUUUAACAAAGUACAGAUUUAAAAUAAAAGUUUUACUAAUUAUUUUAAAUUAA
Messenger RNA from Vairimorpha ceranae, 225 nucleotides. RefSeq lists its product as hypothetical. Lineage: Eukaryota; Fungi; Microsporidia; Nosematidae. Bases 1 to 225 code for a protein of 74 amino acids. The transcript has a single exon. The record is from RefSeq and is a predicted model, not a curated record.